AAAAGAGAUGGUGAGUCGCUAAAUGAUAGAUAUAUGAAACUUAUGGUAAAGUUUGAAGGUAGAAGUAUUUUUAUUUGGGAAUGUUUUAUAUAUUUAAGUGUUGGAUAUCUUAUUCAAAUUGAGGAAGGAUUAGAUGGAGAUCUCUAUCGUCAAAUACUUAAUGAUGAAUUUUUAAAUACGUUGGAAUUUUAUGAAUUAAAUGCUCAGGACAUUAUCUUU
Molecule: messenger RNA, 219 nt
Organism: Rhizophagus irregularis DAOM 181602=DAOM 197198
Lineage: Eukaryota; Fungi; Glomeromycota; Glomeromycetes; Glomerales; Glomeraceae
Molecular function (GO): nucleic acid binding
Source: RefSeq, a predicted model, not a curated record